UUGACCAAUCGGCAACUGCCUUCACACCCCAGUGCUUUCCCAAAAGGCCCUUUGCCUUCUCCCCAAGAUGGCGGAUCUGAACCGGCAAUUGCAGGAGUAUUUAGCUCAAUCCAAGGCGGGCGGCAGCUCGGCUGCCCCGUCGGCGCCUCAGAACCCGCCGCGAGAUGAGGCGGAGAAGCCCGGCUCGGGGUUGGGGACUUGGCUUGGCCGGAUCAAUCCUUUCCCCGCGACGGAGACGUGGCCGUGGGCAGCCGAGCCGGAGCCGGAUCCUUGGCUGCCGACGGGUCUGUCCCGCUGGCAGCGGCUGGUGGGGAGCGCGCUGUGCCUGCUGCUGGCCGCGCUCUGCUUCGGCCUCGCCGCUCUCUACGGGUCGCUCCUGUUGCUCCGCAAGUUCGCGUUGCUCUGGUCGCUGGGCUCCACCUUCGCGUUGGGCGCCGCGGGCUUCUUACGGGGUCCGAGCCGCCUCCUGGGCGAGCCGGACCGCCGCGGCCUGGCCCUCCUUUACUUAGCCUCGGUGGGCGGCACUCUGUAUGCGGCGCUUGGGCUCCGCAGCACCCUGCUCACCACACUGGGGGCCGUUGUCCAGCUGGGAGCCGGCGGAGUCUACUUGCUGUCUUCGGUACCUGGCGGGACUACCGGGCUGCGCUAUGUCGGCGGGUUCUUGGGCGGCGCCGUGCGACGCAGCGUGUCCAAAACUCUGCCCGUGUGAGGACGGUCGUCGAGGCGAAGCCGUUAAUGGACGUGGGAAAACCAGAUCGAUCUCUGUGGUAAACAGCCCCGUGCUCGUCUCCAAACCAGCGCGCAGCACGGGACGUCGUCUCCAGGCCAGACGCGACUGCCCAUGGGGCAUUUUGUAGGAUAAAGUUUCUUUACUGUUUAUCUUUUCGACUCGAGGGCAGAAAGAGUACUUGAGGACACUGCAUCCUUCGCACAAGGCAGUUGAAAAGGAUGGUUGAAGUUAAUUGCAACAAAAAGUGUAUGAACUUGGCUGAAGAAGCUACUCUAGCAAUUGAACCAAUUAAGGGCUUUAACAGUGGUACUGGUUAAAGGUCUUUUUGUGUCUCCCCUUGCUCUCUGAAACCACUCAUAUGCCCUCUCAGUGGCAGGUGAUGAGAUUUUUUUUUUACAGGCAGACCCAGCCUAGUGUACAAGUAUGUGUUGGCAGAUUCCCUGAGGGUGAACAUUGAUGCCAGAUCCAUUUCUUUGUCUUAGAACCCAACUUUUAUGAAAGUGUUUUCAAUUAUGUCACUUCUAUUUUGAAGGAGAAGCAGCCAAUCUGUUCUCAUCUCUGCAUUGCGCUGCUUAAAGAGAUAGUUCAUUUCUUCUGGAAUGAUCUGUCACAAGUAGUGGCAAGCAUCAUUUGCCUGUCUCUUGCUGCUGAGAGUGGCUGAAAGACUAUAUGAUAGUAGCAAGAAUUACACUCCCACUUGCUAUUAACUAUGUUGGGCUUAGUCCCCAUCUCUGCACCACCCAGAGGAAGAGCACAAGUGAGUGAAGAUGAGAUGGCUACUCUGGUGUGUAUGUGUUUGAGAAGGUUUACUGACUGAAUGAUUCCUCAUCCUUUCCAGCCUCUGAUGCAUGGUGGGGGGAAAGAGAAGUUGCUAUUUACUAUUUCCCUGCUCUAAAAGUGUGCUUUCGGUAACAAGUAGUUGAACCGUAUACUCUUAAAAUGAGAUGGUCCAAAUCAUCAGUUUGUCUCUUCAGCUUUUCAGAGCCAGAGCAGGAAAUAAAUUUGGAAGCUCUUGUGAUUUGCUUCCAUUCAGUUCCCUAGCAUCAUAACAUUCCCAAUUGCCAAUUGCCAUGUAACCUCUUGCCUUACUAAAAGUCAGCAGUAUCAGUAUAUACAGUACUUUGUUUAUCCAUAACAAGAAUAUCAAGUUCUUUCUUGGGCUGACUUCCAGCAUACUUCCUAUUCAAGCAAUUCUAUGUCUGAUCUAUGGCAUGACCAUGAGACUGCUGAAGUUCACGUCAGUGAUUUUAAAGACAAGUAUAAUAUAGACAUGGGGGCUAAUUCUGCCAUAAUGGGUUAUGUUCUCGUCGUGACUUUGGGAAAUCACAAUAUAUGUGAAAAAGCUGUGCCUGAAUAUAUUAUCCUCAACUUAUUUGGAUCAUGGGGCUAUCUGUCAUAUACGAUUCUGUCAUAACUUAUUCCAUAUUUGCAUUGAAGAUUUUUGUAAGCCCAUAGAUUGAAUCUGAACAGCACAGGCUCCUAGUUCUUGCUACAGCUUAGAAGUAUUGAUGUGUGUGGUGUGAUGGAUGGGUAUCACAUAGGCAUAUAUCAAUAUGCACUACCAAAAUCACCUGAGUAAAGUUCAUUUUGCUCCACAAAUGUAAUCUGUAAACCACUUAAGCCUACAGCAGCUGCAAGCACUACACUUUGGCAGUGUAAGUUGCAUAUAAUGUAAUUUUUAAAUCUAACAAACGGAGCUGCCUCUUAAUUGUGGCUCUUAGUGUUAUUUGAAGUCAUUAAAGUAAGCCUUGCAAAAUGGCUUAGUUUGCAGCCAAAUGUUAAAGUAUUAGUUUUUCAAAGCCUGUAGCUCUCAAUAAAACAUUUUUGACAACAAUAAAAAAUGAUAUGCAAAUAACUACCAGUUCAAAAGUAUGUUCCUGAAAAGGUUUCUUUCUGUAGUGGGAAUGUUCACUAUCGGCAAACACAAAUGCUGCAUCAGUGUGGGACAUGAAGUGUAAAACUUGAAAGUAGUUUAGUAGCUAGUAUGUCUGAAUAAAGACUACUUGAUGUACAGCCCAAUCUUAUGCAUGUUUACUAGAAGCAAGUCCUAGUGAGACUUUUUUAAAAAAAUUAAUGCAUAGGAUUAUGACUUUAGGUUGUGAUCUGCUAUUAAGAUGGCCUAUUUGUUUACAUUUUCAGACUUGUGGUUUGUGGGUCCUGCAUUGUAAUGAAAUCAGGCUAUGGCAGAUAGUUCUGAAUCAAAAUGGUGCUAAGUGUUGUUAAACUGUGUGAUAAAAAUAUUCUGAAAUCUUUUAAUUGGGACUUUAAAAAGUAUUCUUAAUUAGCAUGACACAUUGUAGAACACAUUUAACAGUGCAAUCCUAUGUUUACUCAGAAGGAAGUCCCACGGAGUUAAAAGGGACUUACACCCAGCUACAUAGCCUAACAGGCAAGCUAACCCUGCCCUGCUUUCAAUAGAGCAGAGGGGGCUUUAUCUUAUACUCUGCUGCUUUUGCUUGCCAGGGUGGAAGGGAAAUUUCUUUCUUAUAUUUUUGCUGUGCCAACUCCAGGCUAGCAUAGCCGAGAAGCCUAAGGAUCAAGCCCCUCAGAGGAAGCACUGGAUCCAGAGCCCUGGCAUCCUGACCCAUUUCACGUCUUAUUGCUGGCUUUCCACCCAUCAAAGGUGGAGCGUGCACUAUAGUAGAGCCCCCACCCUGUAAACCAGUAGCACAUCUAUUUGCCGUCAGGGAGUAACAAGCAUAGUAUUCUAUCCUCCCACAAGCCACCAACAUUGGGAGGGUGCAUUAGGAUUGGGCUGUGAUUGGUUUUUGUAUUAGUGUACAUUUUUGUAUUCUUGUAGAUACAUAGUUGUUCAGUCCCUUGUCAUUUGAAAGAAAUGGUUAGAUUCAGUUUUUUGCAAACUUAUUUUGAAGUCUUUGGGGUCUCAAUAGGAGUGUUUACAGAACUAGCUGAUAGCACUUUCAGAAGUGAAACUGAUUUGAAUGACUUAUUAAAAAAACCUCAGAUCUAAAUAGGGGCUGAAAACAAUAUUUUACUGGUGGUGUUUUUUUUAGAUGGUUGGUUAUAACUGUGCUUAAGAUUGCUAUGUAUAUUUCCGAUUUAACUGUGGUUGAGGUGGAAGGAACCUAAGGAGCAGGCAUUCCCAGAGCUAGCUGGAACCAGUUUUGUCUGUGCACUGACCACUCUAAAAGGUUUUCAAAUAUUUUAAUAUUGUCAGAUCAUCUCUUGAGAAAUGCACCAGUAUAACGUAGAGACUGCAAAGCUUCUCUGUAGAAUGUCUAUAAAGACUUAACAAAACUUAAAGGCACAAAAUAAACUUCACUAGAAUGCUGUUUUCUAGUUCUUUUCUUGUGCAGUUGGGUAGGCUUCACUAUUGAAACAAACUGUCUACCAAAGAGAAAUGGAGAAACAUGUACAGUAUGUCAUAGCUGCCAAGUUAUCCCUUUUUUUUAAGGGAAAUUCCAUUAUGCUGAAUAGGCUUCCUCGCAAGAAAAGGGAAAACUUGGCAGCUAUGCAGUAUGUGCUUUACGUUCACUUGCUUUGCAGAUAUGUGUAAUGUGUCAUUUUUGUUAAUAAAAUUGAAUAAUUAAAGCCUAGGCCAAGAAGUUUUGAUUCCUUGUGACAGAAGUCUUAAGGCUCAGUGAUUUUUUUUUGUUCCAUGGUUGGUAUGCAGUAUAAAGUACUCCUUAGUGGUUUUAAGCUUGUCCAGACCCAAGACCCACUUUCACUUUUGAUUUAUACUUAAUGAUGCUAAUAAUAUACAUUAAAGGUAAAGGGACCCCUGACCAUUAGGUCCAGUCGUGACAGACUUUGGGGUUGUGGCACUCAUCUCAAGUUAUUGGCCAAGGGAGCCGGCGUACAGCUUCCAGGUCAUGUGGCCAGCAUGACAAAGCCGCUUCUGGCAAACCAGAGCAGCACAUGGAAAUGCCAUUUACCUUCCCGGUUGGAGCGGUACCUAUUUAGCUACUUGCACUUUGACAUGCUUUCGAACUGCUAGGUUGGCAGGAGCUGGGACCGAGCAACGGGAGCUCACCCCGUCGCAGGAAUUCGAACCGCCGACCUUCUGAUCAGCAAGCCCUAGGCUCUGUGGUUUAACCCACAGCGACACCUGCGUCCCUCAAUAAUGUACAUUAAUGAUUCUAAAAUAAUAAUUUAGAGCAAUAUACAUAGUUUACUUAUUUAGUAAUAAUAAAACACUAAUGACUUAGCAAAUAUAGACACUGCAUACUUUUACACAAAUUUUGGGGAAAAUAGGCACUGAUUGUUCAAAUAAUGUCCUUUGUGAUAGUAAAUUUUGCUUCUCUUUGAUAUCCCUCAAGAUCAGUAUAACACUAGUAAGUUGUCAAGAUUCUGACAACUGGAUGCUUUUGUAUCCAGAGACAAGAAUGCAGUCUAUGCAUCAGUUUAUACUACAUGGAAGAUACUGUGUGGGGAAUGAUAGAGGGAAGAUGUGAAAAUAUGUAUAUAAAAAAAAUCACAAACUCCAUUUGUUAAUUUUUGGACAAAUUGCAUUCUGUAUUCAUACAAAAACAACUCAACUUUUUCCUGACAACUGUACAUAUAGAAACAAGUUCUUCUGGACAUGAACUGAAAUCUGUGGAGGUGCUCCAUGUCUCACAACACUAAAAAACAUCCAGCUUU
Messenger RNA from Zootoca vivipara (common lizard), 5332 nucleotides. It is a transcript of the gene SFT2D3, whose product is annotated as SFT2 domain containing 3. The record is from RefSeq and is a predicted model, not a curated record. Gene Ontology annotation, cellular component: membrane. Lineage: Eukaryota; Metazoa; Chordata; Lepidosauria; Squamata; Lacertidae. Gene Ontology annotation, biological process: vesicle-mediated transport.